UGACGACGUCUCUAGGCAACGCAGACGCAGUCUUUACGUGAACUAGUUAGUGGCAGCAGACGAACAUUUGCUAUAAGCGAACACUAUAUAAAAGUGCAGUUGUAUAAAAUUACAAUCAUCAAACAUGAAACGGAAUGACCAAAUCGCGCCGGGUGGAAAACUACCGCACUGGAGUCAUUGCACAGAGACCGGGCUUGACAGAGUGCACGAGGAAUCAUGCUUUGGCAAAAAAAGACCUAGCGACCUCAACGGAUUAUUGAGAAAGCCGAAUACGCACAGUAUUACCGCAUAUAUUCAUGAUUCAAAACCAAGCAAAAAUGAAAUCUCAUAUGGGACAGUUCCCGACAGCGCCAAUCCCGCUUUGAACCAGAUUGCGAGAUAUAUGGAAGCUGAAAACAUCAAACGCCAGCUCGGUGAAAGAAGAGCACAGGAAUGCUACACGGCGGCCUCUAUCCAGGAAUAUAAUGAGGCCUGGCCGAAGCCAAGUAAAAUACCUGCACAGUUUCAAGAUGACCGCCACUUCGCGGCAAACCGUGUCCGUAGCCAAUACGUGGCCGAAGUGAGGGAAUGCUAUUCUUACAUCUCCGAACAGUAUGACCCUGUUUUACGUGAUAGAGAUCUAGAUAAUAGACGCCAGAGUCUGCUUGAAAAGAAGAUGAUAGAAAACGAAAAUAAACAAGCUGAAAUGAGAAGGGAAGCGGAGUUGGAUUUAGCGAGACAGGAGUUGCUGCAUAAAAAAGAACUCGAAAAAUUCAAGAAAAGACGUAAGAAGAAACACUCUGAAAGCGGCCUCACCGCAGUGCUUUCAAAUGAGAGCCAAGCUGUGAUGAAAUAUGACGAAACGAGUGUUGAUGGGAUCGAUUCAGUUGCCCAUUUCUCGCCUUGCACAGGAAAACAAGUGGUUAAACAUAAUGAUGUAAAUAAAGGUCUUUAUAAGAAACAUGAAGCGCAAGAAAACAACGACGAUACUAUAAACAUAAAGGUGGAGAAAUAUGCAAAUGCGAAGAAUGCCUUAAACAAAAACCCAGACGUGUGCGGAUAUGAAAACGACAUGAUCAGAAAACUAGAUGGAAACGAAGUAAGAUUUAAGAAAGCCUAUUACAAAAGUCCUGACGUGCAGGGAUAUAAGAACGAGAUGAUCAUAAAAAUAGAUGCUGUAGAUGAUUGCUUGGAGAAAGCCGAUAACAAUAACCAAUACGAGCAUGUUAAUAAAAACGAUGUUACCAGGAUGUUUGAUGUGAAAAAAGCCUUUAAAGAAAGCGAAAACAUGGUGGAUUAUGAAAACGAUAUUGUCAGAAAACUUGUUGCAAAUAUAUGCGAUAUAAAGAAAGAUGAAAAGAUUAAUGCGAAAGAAAGUGAAGUGAGAAAUGACGCUUUAAACAAAAUAGAGGUUCAUAGAAAUAAUGUAAAUGAAAGUGUAGUUAAUACAAAAAUUGACACAAGUGAGAUUGCUGCUGCUCCUCUUUGUGGGAAUCCGGACUGGACACCGGAGUCUAUGAUCCAACGCAUUAGGAGGUUAAAUCUGAAAUACCCCAUGGGUCACAAUGGCACGAAAACCGAACCAGCUACGCCAAAGUGCGAUAAACCGGAAACAACAAGCUACGCCAAUACCGAACCAGCUCCGCCAAAAUGCGAUAAACCCGAAACAAGAAGCUACAAUAGGGCAAGAAGAUAUAAAUUUAUUGAAAGCGGACCUGCAUUCGAUUUUGUGAAGAAUUGCAACUAUGUACCAACCCCACCGGCGUGCAAACCAAAGGAAGAUUUAGUGUCAGUUGCUAAAAAUGAUACUGACUGUAUUGCAGACAACACCAUUCAGCGAAUUAAAGAUGACCUGAAAGCCAAAGGCGAAACAGAGCUCAGGAAUGCUGAAAUGAGGAAGGGCUAUGGUGGCAUUUCUUACAUGAUUGACACGAACACGUUUUGCCCUUCGACCAGCAGACGCGAGAUCACACGAGCCCACGAAGAGGUCGUGACAGGACAGUUCCGGAAACACGAGAAACCAGCCGUCAUGAGCUGGAAUGCUACCACCGCCAAGAUGAAGGUCGGAUUCAAGUCUAAAAUAAGGAAAGAGCAGGACCAAACUUCCGGCGAUAAAACCUGAACUUUUAUAGCGUUAAUUAGGAUAUAAUUUAUGAACGGAACAUUUAUAAUUAUCGUAUGCAAUAAAGAUUGUUGUUUUUACUAAA
Dreissena polymorpha is the source of this 2186-nucleotide messenger RNA. RefSeq lists its product as uncharacterized. NCBI's taxonomy places the organism in Eukaryota, Metazoa, Mollusca, Bivalvia, Myida, Dreissenidae. The record is from RefSeq and is a predicted model, not a curated record. The transcript is spliced from 3 exons. The coding region runs from base 125 to 2101 and encodes 658 amino acids.